Engraulis encrasicolus (European anchovy) is the source of this 1590-nucleotide messenger RNA. RefSeq names its product aldehyde dehydrogenase 1A1-like. The transcript has 14 exons. NCBI's taxonomy places the organism in Eukaryota, Metazoa, Chordata, Actinopteri, Clupeiformes, Engraulidae. The coding region runs from base 1 to 1506 and encodes 501 amino acids. The record is from RefSeq and is a predicted model, not a curated record. Gene Ontology annotation, molecular function: benzaldehyde dehydrogenase (NAD+) activity.
AUGUUGUCCACGGGUAGCCCCGCUAUACCCACACCGGUGUCAGACCUUCAGAUCCAGUACACUAAGAUAUUUAUAAAUAAUGAGUGGCACGAGUCCUGUCAGGAGAGGAAGAUGGCCGUGCGUAACCCGGCAACGGGUGAUAUUAUUUGUGAUGUGGAGGAGGGAGACAAGGAGGAUAUUGAUAAGGCCGUCGCGUCAGCCAGGGAGGCGUUUCAGCUGGGGUCGCCAUGGAGACGCAUGGAUGCCUCUGAGAGGGGCCGCUUGCUCAACAAGCUGGCAGACCUGGUGGAGAGAGACCAGCUGAUACUAGCGACCAUGGAGUGCAUUAACUCUGGCAAGCUGUUCCUGAUGGCUUACUUUGUUGACCUGGUGGCCACCAUAAAAACCCUCAGAUACUACGCAGGCUGGGCUGACAAGAUUCAAGGGAAGACCAUUCCUGUUGAUGGCGAAUAUUUCACCUUUACACGACAUGAACCCAUUGGGGUGUGUGGACAAAUUAUUCCUUGGAACUUCCCUCUGAUGAUGUUUGCGUGGAAGAUUGGUCCGGCCCUGUCCUGUGGUAACACCAUCGUCAUCAAGCCAGCUGAGCAGACCCCGCUCACUGCACUACACAUGGCCAAGCUCAUUAAGGAGGCUGGCUUCCCGCCCGGCGUGGUUAAUGUGGUGCCCGGCUACGGGACAACGGCCGGCCACGCCAUCGCACACCACAUGGGCAUCAACAAAAUAGCCUUCACUGGCUCUACGCAGGUGGGGAAGCUCAUCCAGAGAGCUGCUGGGGAGUCUAAUCUCAAGCGAGUCACUCUCGAACUGGGAGGCAAAAACCCCAUCAUCGUCUUUGCAGACGCAGACUUGGAGAGUGCGGUGCAGCAGGCUCACCACGGGCUGUUCUUCAACCAGGGCCAGUGCUGCCUGGCCGGCUCGCGGGUGUUUGUGGAGGAGCCCGUCUAUGAGGAGUUUGUGUGCCGCAGUGUGGAGCUGGCCCAGAGGAUGGUGCUGGGGAACCCGCUAGACCUCCACGUGGAACAGGGACCUCAGAUCGAUAAGAAGCAGUUUGACAAGAUCCUAGAGCUGGUGGAGAGUGGCAAGAGGGAGGGGGCCACGCUGGAGUGUGGAGGGGGGCCCUGGGGCCAGCGUGGAUACUUCAUCCAGCCCACUGUCUUCUCCAAUGUUACGGAUGACAUGCGCAUCGCCACAGAGGAGAUUUUUGGUCCGGUUCAGCUGGUGAUGAGGUUCGGCAGCCUGGAGGAGGCGGUGUGCAGGGCCAAUGCCACCCAGUAUGGCCUGGCCGCCGGCGUCUUCACCAGGGACAUCAGCAAAGCUCUCACCGUCACCUCAGCCUUACAGGCAGGAACAGUGUGGGUGAACUGCUACAAUGCCAUGAGCACCCAGUGCCCAUUUGGUGGGUUUAAGAUGUCAGGAAAUGGAAGAGAAUUGGGAGAGGACAGCUUACGGGAAUACACGGAGGUCAAGGCGGUCACUGUCAAAAUAUCUCAGAAAAACUCCUGAAGUGUUUCGUCAUCAUUCGCACUCACGCAAGUCAUUUCACGAACACAUUAUGUUCGAUAGGCGACAAAACUUUUGUCUUGUGAA